UGUUAAUGUGAAGAAUGGUGCAUGCUGCAGGCGGGCCGUUGAGGUUAAGGUGGGAUUUCCAUUGCUGAGACUCACUCGAGAUGAGGGGGGACAGGACAGACGUCAGUAGUUGAGAUUCUGAGACCUGAUCUGGUGCUGCUUUUACAUCUUCCCUUUGAAGACCAGGGUGCAGUGUCCAGACAGAGACUCUACAGAAGGUGGAGAGCGUUGAACAGGAAAUGGCAGACAGGGUGAUAUUCUCGGCCCUCGCUGUGCUGCUCUGCUUAUCUGGUGCGGUGCUUGGACAACAACAGCCAGACUGCAGUCACUGCUAUAAGAUCGAACCCGGGGUCAUGGCGGGGAUCAUUGCCACAGACGUGGUUCUGACUGUCCUCAUCGUGGUCUUUGUCUAUUACUUGGCCAGCCGAAGGAGGGAGAAGAAGGAAAAAGCAGACAAGGUCUAUAUAAACAUGCCUAACAUGGAGCGGAGACCCUACCUGAAGUCAUGAAGGCAAUACAGCUUCAAGUCCCAGCAUCAUUUAUCCUGAAAUCAAAGAGGUGUCUUCCAUGUGGAGGGCAUCCUACCGUACAAUAAAUCUCUGUUUCUUAAGCACUAUAGCAUUUAUCGAUUGAUGUUGUUAUUUUGUAGAAGGAUUUAGCAUAGUAUAGGGAAAGCAAGGUGCAAACUGCAAAACUUGUAAAGGGGCGCUAUGGGCUCGCCUAGACCUCUUGAAGAGGCUGUUCAUUUCUAAGUUUUGAAUACUCAACAUGCUUGCACUUCUUAAAGUCUAAUUUGUUUGGGUAAUCAUCUUGUUUUUGAUGCUGUUUGUGGCAUCAUUUCCAGUGGUGUUGCAAAUCACUUAGUUCUUCCCCUGUGGAAAUGUAAAAGCUGUUUAUCUUCCAGCUAACUGCAGUCUGCCAGCUUCUAAGCAGCUUGGGUGAUAAAGUAUAGAACCCUGCAGGUUACAGCGGAAUACAAUAGCUCUGCAUCAGCAGUCACAUGGCAAGUCCACAGCCAGGAGCUGCGGAUACAUGCACAGCAGGAAACAACUAUUAAACCUCAAUAACGGAUCAAACCACAAUCAGAAAGUCUGCAAACGUCAUCAAAGGGAAAGUGAAAAAAGUGAACAGCGGAAUAUACAGUACUCUGCAUUUUUAUAAUUAUUAUUAUUGUUAUCAUUUGUGUGUGUGUGUGUAUAUCUGAAAGAAUAAAUAAAGCAACAUUUUCUGCUGCAA
Acipenser ruthenus (sterlet) is the source of this 1215-nucleotide messenger RNA. Its product is annotated as hematopoietic cell signal transducer. Gene Ontology annotation, molecular function: signaling receptor binding; phosphatidylinositol 3-kinase binding. The record is from RefSeq and is a predicted model, not a curated record. Gene Ontology annotation, biological process: regulation of immune response; positive regulation of phosphatidylinositol 3-kinase/protein kinase B signal transduction. The coding region runs from base 219 to 488 and encodes 89 amino acids. The transcript has 5 exons. Gene Ontology annotation, cellular component: membrane. NCBI's taxonomy places the organism in Eukaryota, Metazoa, Chordata, Actinopteri, Acipenseriformes, Acipenseridae.